This is a messenger RNA of Cryptotermes secundus, 2152 nucleotides long. RefSeq names its product transmembrane protein 198. The record is from RefSeq and is a predicted model, not a curated record. The transcript has 8 exons. Bases 366 to 1493 code for a protein of 375 amino acids. Gene Ontology annotation, cellular component: plasma membrane. NCBI's taxonomy places the organism in Eukaryota, Metazoa, Arthropoda, Insecta, Blattodea, Kalotermitidae.
GGCGAGUUCAGUGCAGCUCGAUAGCCUGGUCGGAGUGGUCGGUUGUGACGUGGCAGUGUAUCAUGGCAUCGAACCGGGACCCACGGUGAACAGCAGCCUCCCCAAGAUGUGACAACAGGUCGCCGCAGCUGCCGACAGCGCCACAGGUGGAAACACAGUGAACCAACAGACAAUAAACGGAAACACCGAACGGAAUUAAAAGCAGACAACAAAAAAAUGCGGGUGGCGCAGUGACAUCACAAGACGCUCAGUUCGACACGCAACAAUGGCGCCGACAAGGCAACAACGCCAGUGGCGACGACGCUCGCCACACACUGCAAACAGUGCGGUGCCAGCGUCACACCACUGGGCUAGUUGAAGCAGCAAUGUCGGGUCUGCAGACGGGGCCUCUGCUGCCCACGGCGCGGCCACAGCCAAACGUGACGGGGGGCUGGUUCCCCAACGGCGGGGUGGCCACCACAACAGUGACGCAUUGCCGCUACCCAGAAUACAACUACGACGUCGCGACGGCAAUCCUGUGUGGCAUGUACCUCGUUUUCGGCGUCGUGUACUGUCUCUUCGGGUACCGCUGCUUCAAGGCCGUCAUGUUCCUGACGGGGUUUAUCUUCGGGUCCAUCAUCGUGUACCUCAUUUGCCUGCAGGAGAAGCUGAUGCCUGUGUACGGGAACGCAGGGGUGGCGCUGGGGGCUGGCCUGCUGUUCGGCCUGAUCACGAUGUUGGUACAGUACGUGGGGCUCUUCAUGACGGGGUUCCACACCGGCCUGUUCUCCGGGGUCGUCGCCCUGGCCACGGCUGAACAGUUCCGGUGGCAGCCAACCACAGUGUGGACCAGUGCCGCCGUGCUACUCGGCGCCGGCCUCCUGGCUGCCGUCCUCAACCUCUACUGGCAGAAAGGUCUGACAGUGCUGGGGACCAGUGUGUACGGAGGUGCCAUCAUGGCGGGUUCGCUGGACUACUUCGUGGAGAAGUUCCUCAUGGUCAAGUGGGUGUGGGACAGAGUAGCCCUGAAGCCCAGCCACGCACCUUGCUGGUUCGGCUGGCUCAUUCUCGCUGUGUGGCCACUCAUGGUCGUCGUGGGCAUCAGCACACAGUGGGCAGUCACUGGCCGAGGGAUUCACCACCAAGAGCUGGUGCCGUCCAAGAAGGCGCGUCACCUCAACACGCAGCAACGAGUGCGCACGCGCGAGCAACGUGCAGAGUUGCGCCAGAAGAAGUAUCGCUACUUGUACCAGGUGCGCACAGCACACGGGGAUGUCAUUAGUCAGAGUUAUGUAGAAGCACUUCAGAGGAAAGUGUGCGGUCCAGGACCUGAGUCGAACACCCUGCAGUCCGAUUCAACCCACCUCACCAUCCUGGCAGCUGACCAGACUCAGCAGUUGACGGCACUCACUGAGUCGGAGGAUGAUAGCAGGGAUCUGUCUGCAGACAUAAUCCAGCUUGACAGGCGACAUCAUGACUCAAACCAUGGUAUCACCAGACCGCCCUACCGAUAGUCCUUGCCAGUAUCAUGAAUGAAGUCAGUGUACAUCGAAAGUUACCAUAUCGAUAACGUCAGACAGUUAAGGGACAGUGUGUGUAGCAGAAGCUAGAAGUGGUUCAGUUUACAGAACUAAAAAUUCCAUUAAUCUACAUACACCGUAAUGGGUUAAAUAAAUGACAUGUGAACAGUGUUCUGAGCUGGCACUGUAAUAGAUAACCGUGAAUGCAGAACCAUAUACGAGUUAUCUGUCCAGCAAGAAUCCUGGUAUGUAAUGAUCCAAAGAGUGCAAAAACAAGUAUAACAAAUUAGUACUAGUGCAGAACAUAGUGUCAUAAGCUACAAGCAGUGUUCACAUAACCUCUACAGUACACAAAAUCCUCACAAGGAGCACAGACUCUCUUGCUGUUGUGAGAGUAGCAACAAUAUGUAGCACAAUGCAAAACAAGUCCACAAUUAACUGGACUGCACAGCAGAGAGAGGAACAGGGACAGAGACCCUCAGUAACCUACUGUUUCCAGUUUUCAUAUAGACCCACAGAAAGAGAGCAACAUCAGCAGUCAACCCAUUGUUCUUGCUGUGGAGCAGACAUUACUCAACAUAAACUAGCCAAGAGGAAAUGAGAUGUGAUAUAGGAAGGUCCAAAACACAUGCAAUCCUGAUUUCAAAUGUGCA